GGCAGUCUGCGUUUGUGUUUCGCCGUCGGUGACCUGUCGGUGACAUUUGCAAACAAUGCUCCUCGGGCUGAGAGGAGGGCGGCUGCUGCCGUCUCCUCGGCGCUGCCUCCUGCAUUGUCGCCACGUUAAAUCUGCAGCCACCGCUGCGAGUGGUGUUGGAGGCAGCGUGCUCUCUGCAUUUAGGUCUAUAUGUGGUGAGGACGGCGUCUCAUUGGGCGAAGCUGUUAGAGAACAACAUGGCAAAGAUGAGUCUGUACACAGAUGUCGUCCUCCAGAUGUGGUGGUGUUUCCACGUUGUGUGGAGGAGGUCAGUGCCUUGGCAAAGGUCUGCCACAAGCAACGACUUCCCAUCAUCCCUUUUGGCACUGGGACUGGCUUGGAGGGAGGGGUUGGAGCUGUGAAGGGGGGAGUGUGCUUCAGCUUAAGGAACAUGGAACAGGUUCUGGAUCUCCACCCAGAGGACUUUGAUGUGACGGUGGAGCCUGGUGUGACUCGGAAGGCUCUCAAUGCAUACCUGCGAGACACAGGCCUCUGGUUUCCUGUUGAUCCUGGAGCUGAUGCAUCUCUGUGUGGUAUGGCUGCCACCAGUGCAUCUGGUACUAAUGCAGUGCGUUAUGGGACUAUGAGGGAAAAUGUUAUAAACCUGGAGGUAGUGUUGGCUGAUGGGAGCAUCGUACACACUGCCGGGAAGGGCCGCCGUCCCAGGAAGACGUCAGCUGGCUAUAACUUGACAAACCUGUUUGUAGGCUCAGAGGGGACCCUGGGGAUCAUCACUAAGACCACAUUACGCCUCUAUGGCAUCCCAGAGGCCAUGGUGUCAGCGGUCUGCUCAUUUCCUUCCGUCCAGGCUGCUGUAGACAGCACAGUGCAGACGCUACAAGCCGGAGUACCCAUCGCUCGCAUCGAGUUUCUGGAUGAUGUGAUGAUUGAUGCGUGCAACAGGUUCAGCUCUCUGUCCUACCCCGUGACCCCAACUCUGUUCCUGGAGUUCCACGGCUCAGAACAAAGCCUCGAGGAGCAGGUUAAAACAGCCGAGGACAUCACUCAGAGUAACGGAGGGUCAGACUUUCAGUGGGCUCGAGAUACGGAAACACGGAAUCGGUUGUGGAAAGCUCGUCAUGAUGCCUGGUACGCUGCUCUGGCUCUCAGACUGGGCUGCAAGGCCUACUCUACAGAUGUGUGUGUUCCUCUGUCUCGACUGCCUCAAAUUAUUGUGGAGACAAAGGAGGACCUGAUUGAGAACAGACUUACAGGUCCCAUAGCAGGCCAUGUGGGCGAUGGGAAUUUCCACUGUCUGAUGGUGGUGGAUCCAAACGACCCCGAGGAGAUGCACAGAGUCCACCUGUUCACUGAGAGACUGGCUAGACGAGCCUUGGCCAUGGAUGGUACGUGUACAGGGGAGCAUGGAGUGGGUUUAGGAAAAAGGGCGCUGCUGUGCGAGGAGAUGGGGCCUGUGGGCAUCCAGGUCAUGCAGAGUCUCAAGGACACCCUCGACCCAAACAACCUGAUGAAUCCUGGGAAAAUCCUGCAGCGAGAAGAGCCAUGAGCAGCGUGUCCAUCUGAGUGAUUACAUCAUCAGAGUGAAGUUUGUGGAAGCACUUCUGUUAAAGGAGCACAAGUGGUUUAGAGUGAGCAAACAUAUGAAAUCAUUGAAGCAGUGAUUUACAAAUUCAGUUAAAUCAAGAAAGCUACAUGUGUUUUGUGGGAUUUCUCACGAAUGUUCCUACAUGCACCAGAAAACCUGACUCUUGGAAAAUGAUGAGUGUUAAUAAAAUCCUUUUUGCUAACUCCAAAUUUAAGUUUUUAAGGAAGACCUGGUUUGUUGUUGCAGAUUAGCAUGCAUUAUGUAAAGAUUAUCUUCCACAGAUCCUUUCUUUUUGUGUCUUUAAAAUUAAUGUCUAAUAUGUGGAAUCACUCCAAGUGCUGUUGAACCUGUUUGUGUGCUGAAUACAUUUCAUUGAAACUAGAAACUACAGUUUAUUAUGUUUUUACUUUUGUAAACACUUUACCUAACUGCAGAUGAGCAUUUUGACACGGGAUUCCAUUAUUCUAUUGAUUUGCAUAGCUGUUUAAAGAGUUUCUAGAGUUCAGCGACUAUAUGUUGUAUACUUUAAAUAAAUCACAGUAUGCAAUGGUUUCAGUGAAAUCCUUGACCAUGAUGACCUACAUAAAGAAAAGCUGCUAGUAAAUGAAAGAGAUCUGUCAGCACGACGGUUUGGGGAUCAACUACGACACGAGUUACAGAAAAUUGCAGAAAAAGUUCCAUGGCUAAUUGGCCAGAUUGUCCUGUGAUUAUAACACUGACAGUUUUUGUUAAUUCACAGAAUGUAAUGAAGGAUGAAUGUCCAUGGGUGAGGUCUGCAUCAGCAGGAAAAGCUGAAAAACCUGUUAAGAUAUAUUUAAAAGUCCAAAAUCUUUGCCCUCUUUCACAUUUUUCAAAGCUAUACAGUGGGACAGAUCCAUCUUUGACGACCUGAUUCUAGGCCCCAGGCCUUAUCUUUGACCCCCGUGAUAUAGGUUGUCAGGAGGUCAUUAAUGACAAAAGUACAGUAACUUCUAAUAAUUUGGAGCGCUGCAUUUGAACUCUACAAAGUUGGCUAUUGUUAAGAAGCUACAUAAAAGUGAGAAAAGCAAACAUGUUAGCUUUUCAGCAUGUUAAAUUCAUCGAGCGAUAUUCAUCUCACUGUCCGCUAACCGGAAUGGAGGCAGCUUUCAAGGAAGCGAGCAAACUUCAAGUAAUUUAAAUUGCCAUCAUUUGGAUUCACUGUGUUUUAUGUCACAAACUCGCAGCCAUUAAACAAGAAAAUUAUGAGAGCCAAAUGAACCUUCAGGCUUCUUUGUACCUGGAUUUCUUCCUUCUGUCUGUAAUGAAGCAACACUCUACACCACCACACGGUGUCAGUGGUGCAUCCUUGAGAGACAAACCUGCAGUGUGUCAGCCAGAAGAUCAAAAUAUAAUGCUCAUUUCUGCCUCGGCAGCUUUGUAACUAUUGUUUUCCCAGCUUGCAGCCACUAACUGAACAUUAAGAAAGACGUGAAGAGCACUAACACACUCGCACAGCCACUGAGCUACAAUCAAAUCUCCUUUUAAAUAAAAACACUGUGUGUCUUUGUUAUAGCUCACUCUGAGUUCUGUUUAUUUUAUUCUUAUUGAUUUGCAUAGCUGUUUAAGCAGUCUACAGUUCAGUGACUAUUUCCUGCAGCCUCUGUAAUAAGUCAUAUUUGUUUUCAGUGAAAUCCUUGACGAUGGUUCAGGAGGCCUUUAAAAAAGAUGCAUUGAAACUUAUAAUUAAUAACAACCACAAAAUGAUCACAAAGAGACCAUGCAUUAAUUUAAAAAGACAAAAGAAGAAAAUAAAUAAGUGCAAUAUACAUUCUAAAGUUAUAUUUCAUGUGGGUUUGAAAAAAAUCCACACAUGCAAAAGAAAAACGCUAUUUUCUCCCCCUUUUACCUAAAAAAAUUAUACAAAUAUAGCACAAAUGGGCUGGUAAUCCAGAUUUCACCACCACCUCUGUUAAGUGGCCUUUUAUGACUAAACUAACUAAUAAUGAUAUGUUGAGAAUGUUAAUAAGGGUGUUAAUGAAUCCUUUGCUUCAUUAGGGUAUUUUUGGUAAUCCACUCAUUGAGAGUUAUGGUUUAGUUAUACUUUAAUAAACAGAUUUUUGACUCAGAUUCUUCACAGCUGCGGAUCAAACGUGUCAAAUUUGUUAACAUUAAAUAAAGUUAGAAGUCACGUUUCCUUUAUAAAUGUAUAUGGGCAACUUGUUAAAAGGUGGCACUAAAAUUUCCUUGGUUAUGGAUUCGCUGGAACUAUUAAAAAGAAAACUGGCUGAGAACCUGCUUACACAGUGUUUUUGUGAGCUUGAUAUUUUUUUUAUUAUACUGAUGCAGUGUGUGUGUGAGAGAGAGAGUGAGAAGCAAGGGAAGCAUUUUAGUUUUACUAACAAGUUGAUUUCUUAUCCUCUGUGUCAAAAAGCAGUUUUUCCUCUUCUAAUUUGUACUUCCUGUGUGGAGACUGUGUAGCAAACCUUGUUUCUUUUAUUCAUUUUACGUUCUGUGUGUGCUGCUGUCUGUUAUCCGUGUUACUAAGAUCUUAUGUUAAACCUCUACACCAGUGAUUUCUACUCAUUUUGGGCCUUUUAUCCAGACCUGUCAAAUUAGUAUAAUCACCAACACACUGCUCAUGUUUCAGUGUUUUAUAUUUAUCUAACAUGGCUCAUUAUCCAAAAACCCAUGUUGUUAUUUUUUGCUUUGUUAUUAUAUGCUUUACAUUUAGUUAACUGUUUUUACAUUUUGAAUGCUGUCAUCAUAACUGUUUUAAUCGUUUAUCCAUUACCUUUAUGGCAUUAAUACUGAAAAUCAAAACUACAAGUGAAUUAAAUAUUUCAUGUCUAAUUGACUAAUUGAAUCCAUAUUUGCUUAUUUAUUACUUCUUAGUACUGCAUUAGAGCCUAUCACAGCAGCUGUAAUGGGAUGAGACG
Messenger RNA from Pelmatolapia mariae (spotted tilapia), 4482 nucleotides. RefSeq names its product lactate dehydrogenase D (gene ldhd). Gene Ontology annotation, cellular component: mitochondrion. Lineage: Eukaryota; Metazoa; Chordata; Actinopteri; Cichliformes; Cichlidae. The coding region runs from base 56 to 1546 and encodes 496 amino acids. Gene Ontology annotation, molecular function: D-lactate dehydrogenase (NAD+) activity; D-lactate dehydrogenase (cytochrome) activity; FAD binding. The record is from RefSeq and is a predicted model, not a curated record. Gene Ontology annotation, biological process: lactate catabolic process. The transcript is spliced from 11 exons.